GACCGAGUUGCCCCAGCCACUCUGGGUGGCUUCCAACAGAUACAGGUAAAGGUAAAGGGACCCCUGACCGUUAAGUCCAGUCGCGGACGUCUCUGGGGUUGUGGCGCUCAUCUCGCUUUAUUGGCCGAGGGAGCCGGCGUACAGCUUCCGGAUCAUGGUGAACCAGAGCAGCACACGGAAACGCCGUUUACCUUCCCGCCGGAGCGGUACCUCUUUAUCUACUUGCACUUUGACGUGCUUUUGAACUGCUAGGUUGGCAGGAGCAGGGACCGAGCAACGGGAGCUCACCCUGUCGCUGGGAUUUGAACCGCUGACCUUCUGAUCAGCAAGCCCAAGGCUCAGUGGUUUAGACCACAGCGCCACCCACAUCCCUCAACAGAUAUAAGAGCGCAAUAAAACAUCAAACAUUAAAAACUUCCCUAUACAGAUCAUGCAAAUCAUGGGAGGGAGGGAGGUGCUCUUGUGUUUCAGUUCUGCUUGAGAGUUUCAUGUUGGGGACACUCAUACAAUUGAAGUGUUGCAAAGGUACCCCAAGGGUCAUCUAGUCAAACCCCUUGCAUACAAGACACCAUCCAGCCGUCUUAGGGACUUCAGAUUUGUGUAGGGUUUAGUCCUUAGCCUUUUCUUCUCCUGAAGACAUCCCACAAGGCAACAGAGGUUUAGGGUCAGAGUUUCCUUUCCCGGGUGAUGAGCCCCACCUGCCUCUCACUCCCCUCUUCAACCUGUGCAGAAACUCUAGGUCUCAUCUGUUCAAGCUACUGGAGCUGGUCUUCACAUGCAGGGGAAGUCUUUAACGCCUUGAGAAGCCGUUCCAGGGAUUGUGGUCGCUUGCUGGCAGCUUCCAGGAACCACAGGUGAGAGCUCAGUUGAGUGCAGGGUGGGGACCAAACGACCACACCUCCCCUAACACCCCAAUAGUAAUAACAAAAAUAAUAAUAUGAUAGAAGCAUGUGGCCCCUGGAAGGCUCCCUGGGAAGGUGAUACGGCUCUCAGGAUCAGGAUGAAAAGGUUCCUCCCCUCCCCAUUAUAUAUAUUAAAAACACAGCAGUGCUUAAAACAAAACAAAACCCCUUUCCUUCCCUGUCCUUGCAGCCGCUUCGCCCCCAAAGAGACCCGGGGGUCCUGAAAGUGACCUGCGCCCCCGCAGAGGGGCUGCAAGCGAAAUAGGCGCCAGAGCCUUCCAGCAGGUGGCGCCCAGGAGCCAACAAAUAGGACACUCCCCCCCCCCCCAGCCCUUGGAAAUAACUCAAAGAAGAAAUGUGACCGAGAGAUGAAGCAGAGUUGGUGGAGGAAGGAAGAGAAUUUUUUUUAAUGAAAAAAGGAGAACAAAGACCUUGCCAAGCUGCCCCACAAAAGGCCAUAGAAACGGGUAAGGAGACCGACUUUGAUUCUGAUUUAUUUGCAAAUGUUUGGGGUCGGGCUUAGAGAAGGAGAAAUAUUUGCAACACCCCCGGGGGGGGGGGAGCCAGCUGACAACCUUCCUCUGUUUCCACCCUCUUCCUGACACACACACACACAUCUGCUCAGCAGGAGAGGCAAAGUUCUUCUGGCGGGGCUCCCUCGUGGGUGGGGGGAUCCCUUUGUGGCUUGCUGGGUGAUCUGCCUUUGCAAUGCUUGGCUCCAUACUCAUCCAGUAUUUCAAAUCUCUCCCUUUUGUCCGCCCGCAUCCGCCCUGCCCCCCCCCGCCGUCCCCCCCCCCCCCCGCUUCCCAACUAGUGGAUUCCCAAAGUGAAAUUCCGGAAAUUUGAGGAGGAUCCGGAUCCGGAGAGAAAGAGCCGAAGAAAGGAGGUGGGGAAAGCAACGUGGAAAGGAUCAGAGGGAGACCUGGAAGAAAAGAGACCUCCGGGAGACGAAGAUGGGGUGAGAAGCAGCCUUUGACUUUUGCACGGCUUGCACAAAAAGAAUUGGGGUGAUGGUUUUUUGCCGCUUUCUAAAACAAAAAAGCUAUGUGUGUGCGGGGUUUUGUCAAAAAAAAGAUUUUGCUUCCCAUGAAUGAACAGAUUUGCAACAAAGCCAAACCGCUGAAUCGCUCGAAAGUUUCGAGGUCCCGGGGAGAGGCGUUUUUUCUGAAAUUCUCUGCCACAAGGUUCUCAUUUGGAGCCAAUGGAUUCUGGUCAGGGCAGCCCCUGCUGCAAAAGGGAAGGAUUUAUUUUCGCCCUCUCCUGCUGCCAGUGACCUUUUAAACUGAUCCUGCCACAGGCUCUCUUCCUCUUUCCCCCCCCCCCCCCCCCCCCCCCCGCUUCUGGCCAUCACAGGGUGCAAGAAGUUUCAUUUUAAAUAAUAACAAUAGCAGUAACAAUAGCAAUAAUGAUAACAACAGAAAAACGCGGUCCUGUUUGGGUCAUCCUCUCUAGCCCUUCUCUGCUGAAAGGCAGGAUGUAUCAUUGGGGCGCCUCACUCUGCUCAGUGACUAGUUUCACCUGACCCCCAGUUUUGGAGAAAGGGGUGUGGAGCACGAGGGGUUAUCUGGCCUCCCCGCCCCCUCCCCCUCCCCCCCCACCAUUACCUCCACAAAUUCCAUCUUGCAACCCCCACUGGUGCAACUGCCUGUUGCUCCUCCAGCUUCUCUUUCCUUGGAUGCAGGGGUGUACUUAGGGGUUGGGUGUAGGCCCAGGGCCCCCCACAUAACCCCGCCUCUCCAUGGUGGCUUGGAGUGGCUAGGAUCCUGCCCGCUCCCCUGGCUGUUCCUCUGCUGCUCUGGGCGGCCGGGUGAGGUGCGCAGGCUCUUCUGGCAAAGGGGAAAGGGGGCACCAAUAUGGCUCCUUGCCAAGGGCGCAAGGGAGCAUAGGUGUGCCUCUGAUUGGAUGCAAAAUGUGAAGCCAGCUCUGGCUGUCCUCACAGCAGGGCAGGAUUUGAACCUGGGACUCCCAGCUGUUGAACUCUCAUAAUCAAUUUGGGUUCUGAGCAGGCAGGGCGUCCACAGGGUGACCCAGCAAAGUGUUCAGGAAGUGCGCCAGGGUAGCUGUAUAGUCUAGGUGUCCUUCUUUAGUGUGCGUUCGUGAUGACUUGCGCUCGUGAUGGCAUCGGGGUGGUUACGAGUGACCUGGCUUUCAACACUGUUGGCGCCUGCAAGAGUUUUGGGUUGGACAUCCUGCAAAUUUUCAUAUCCCCAAAGUUCGGGGUUUGCUUGCUUGUUUAUUUUUCUCCCGACUUUGUUGCAAUAUCACUGCAACGCUGGGGGGAGCAAGUAAUAAUGCAGAACAAUGUGUAGACAGUCAAGGAUAACCACCACUAAAGGCACGAUUAUUGUGCCAAUGACAUGGUCAUUUUGGGGACCUUUAGUCAGGAAAUAAUAAUAUCGUAGAAACCCUAAAUGACUCAGGCCCCAAAAUACCUUAAGAACUGCCUACUUCCCUACAGACCCUCUCAGGUCCUGAGGUCAGAGGGGGCCUCUUGGUAGUUACUCUGCUCUCAGAGGUGGGGGGCGGCCCAGAGGGAUCAGGCCUUCUCUGUGGUGGCCCCUAAGUUGUGGAAAUCUCCACAGAAGGACAUCCUGCACCUUCAUUGUCUGGCUUUUGGAGAAUGUUAAAGACUUCCCUCUUUACCCUGGCUUUCAAUGCUCGAGGUGUGUGUAUCUAGGAGCCACCUUGUUUUAAAUGGUUGUAAUUGUUUUUGUGUUGUUUUAAAUACAGUUGUACCUUGGUUUAAGAACAGCCCUGUUUACGAACUAUUCGGUUUCCGAACUCCGCAAAACUGGAAGUAGUGUCCCAGUUUGUGAACUUUACCUCGGUCUAAGAACGGAAUCUGAACGGUGGAAGGGCACCGGCGGCGGGAGGCCUCAUUAAGAACCUUGUUUCUUAAUGUGCCUUGUUUUAAGAACGGUUUCGGUUUAAGAAUGGACUUCUGGAAUGGAUUAAGCUCCUAAACCAAGGUACCACUGUAGAGGCAGCCCCCUGUUUAUGUGGUGCUUAAGUUCCCAGGCACCUUGCACCUCGUGUAUAAUUGAAACCUGUUGGAAAACUGGCAAGCUCCCAUUCCAGUGACAUUUCAGUGACGUCUAAUCAUGUUUCUGGGUCACUCCUGGGUUCGGUGUCCCAGUUUCUGAUUUGAUCCUGGAGUGUCCUGCUUUUCUUUAGGACGUCCCUGUUUUCAUGGGGGAAAUGUUGGAGCUAUGUGACCCCCAAGCCAAGGAGAUAAGUAACUAGACAACCUUUAGAAGACUCCUGAAGGCAGCCCUGUAGAGGGAAGUUUUUAAAAAAUGUUUAAUGUUUUAUUAUUGUUUUAUAUAUGCUGGAAGCUGCCCAGAGCGGCUGGGGAAACCCAGUCAGAUGGGCGGGAUAUAAGUAGUAAAAUUAUUAAUAAUAUUAUUAUUAUGGAAUAGGACGUCCUUAUUUUCAUCAGAGAAAUGUUGGAAGGUCACACACAUCUUGAAUGCACAAAUACUGGGGGCUGCCUGUACAGUGGUACCCCGGGUUACAGAUGCUUCAGGUUACAGACUCCGCUAACCCAGAAAUAUUACCUUGGGUUAAGAACUUUACUUAAGGAUGAGAACAGAAAUUGUGCUCUGGUGGUGCAGCAGCAGCAGGAGGCCCCAUUAGCUAAAGUGGUGCUUCAGGUUAAGAACAGUUUCAGGUUAAGAACAGACCUACGGAACGGAUUAAGUACUUAACCCGAGGUACCACUGUAUUGUGUUUUAACCCAGCAUGGGACCUUUGGGUGAAGGGUGGGUAAUUAACAACAAUAAUACACCCACAAAAAGACUGCAGUCUGGAGAGGCCCUUGCAGAAAUAUGACACAAUUGAUGCUAAGCAGCAGAGAGGCUCAUCAGUGCAGGAAUAGUGCAUUAGUGAUGGGUUUAUACAAAAGUGCCCACUCAUCACCGUUGUUCAGUGGGGCUCUAUCAACUCCACACCUCAGUUCUGCAAGGCCCUUGUACACCCCAUCAGUUUUGGCAUGGCGGAAAAAGAAAAAAUGAAAUACGUCCAAAGCUGGGGGGCAGUAGACAGGGGCACAGAUGUAGACCGCUCUCUGUCUCUCUGGUCAUGAAAAGAGGAGACGGAGAGGAGACUGGAAACCAAGCUGGAUGAGGAACAGUUGAAGGAGCCUGGAAAAGAGGAGACUGAGAGGGGAUAGGAGCGCCAUCUCCAAACAUCUCAAGGGCUCUCACAUGGAAGAUGGAGCAAGCUUGUUUUCUCCUGCUCUGGAGGGUAGGACUCGAACCCAUGACUUCAAGUUACCAGAAAGGAGAUUCCAACCAAACAUUAGGAAGAACUUUCUGACCUCUCCUUCCUUGGAGGUUUUUAAGCAGAGGUUGGAUGGCCAUCUGUUAUGAAUGAAGUAGCUGAGAUUCCUCAUUUCAGGGGGUUGGGCUAGAUGACCCUUGGGUCCCUUCCAACUGCAGUUCUGUGAUUCUGAUCAUUUGACAAAUGGGGACCAUGCUUCUACCCUAGCUGAUCUGCGUGGACCUCAUGGGCAUGUGGGGAUGUAAAAGAGGAAAGAAAAAAGGAUCAGCCACCCUUUUGCGAGAGACUAAGGAAGUGAAAGGAUUUUCUCUCUUAUUCUUAUCCUAUUCAUUCAUUGAUUCAUUCAGUUUAUAUCCUGCCCACCCUCCCAAAGGAACCUGGGGCUGCAUACUGUGUUUAUAGUGAUGUUAGAACUGGGUUCAUGGUCCUUCCUGUGAAAGUGCAUAGAACUAUGGAACUCGCUGCUGCAGGAAGCAGCAAUGGACACCAACUUGGAGGGCUUAAAAAGACUGGGCAAAUUCCCGGAAGAGAAGUCUAUUGGCAGCUUCUGGCCACAGUGGCUAGGCUCUGCCUCCGUGUUCUGAAUACUGGUUGCUAGAAACCAUAGGAGGAGAGGCAUGAGUGUAGCCAGGGAGCAGCGGGGGCAACUGCCCCUCCCAAAUCAGGUGAAUAAAAAUACUUUUCUAAAAGUAGAAAUAAUCAGAAUAUUUGCAAUUGAAAUGCUUGCCGAGGUCACUUGUGGCGCAUUCUGGCAACUGGCAACCGCCUACUGAGCAAUAGGCGUGGCUUCUACAAACUGACCAACAGUGUUGCAGGGAGCUUGGUCCUGCCCUCCCCAACACAAAUCCUGGCUACGCCCAUGAGGGGAGGAGGCUCUCAUGCUUAUCUAGAUGGGCUCUUGGCCUGAUCCUGCAGGGCUCUUAGGUUGGAAUGGAACAUCCAGAGGCAGUCUAUCUGAAGUUCUAUAGGGUGUUUUGUCGCUAUGAGGAGUAGAUGGGCCUGAUCCACAUGAAUCCACAUGAAUCUUCUUAGGUUCUUAAGAGGGCGACCAUAGGUUCAGGGCAGACUGCAGACUGCUCCCAGGUGCGCUGACUUCUGGCGCCAGAGGCUGAAUUAAGGGAGUGCAACUGCUUCGCUUGCAUUGGGCGUGGAGCCUUAGGGGCACCACAACUAGGAUGCAGAAUGGAAGGCGAGAGGAGGGCUGUGUGCAAAAGUUUGGCGUUGUGCAUGAUGCUGCUGAAGUUUGAGACCACCGCUGGCACCAUCCACUUCUAGCUGCUCCAAGCGGAAUUGUCACAGGCUCUCCACACCGUUGGAAGUGCUGUGCUUUUUCCUGCAUUCAUGACCCCCACCCACCCCGUCCUCGUUCCCCACAUGCACCAGUGAGCAUGAUGUUGUUCAGAGCCAUCAGUGAGCGUUCACCGCAACCCCCAAACAGAUGCUGUUUUACAACCUGGUUUGACAUCAAGCUCAUAAAUGGCUCUAAUAGAACUUACUCAUGAUGAUGAUGAUGAUGAUGAUGAUGAUGAUGAUGUGUUUUUAAUGACUUUAUUUUAUUUAAAAAACUCAAACCCUUUCCAGUCACUCUCAUUUGAGCACUGUAGUUAAUGGCACUAAUCGGAAAGGCUUCUCAUUCUUCCUUUUUUGAAUCAUUAGGCCAGGCUUCCUAAACCUCGGCCCUCCAGAUGUUUUGAGACUACAAUUCCCAUCAUCCCUGACGACUGGUCCUGCUAGCUAGGGAUCAUGGGAGUUGUAGGCCAAAAACAUCUGGAGGCCUGAGGUUGAGGAAGCCUGCAUUAGGCCAUGGGUGGGAACAAUGGCUUCAAGUAACAAGAAAGCAGCUUCCAGCUCAGCAUUAGGAAAAAGCUUUCUGACAGUAAGAGCUGAAGGACUCUCCUUCCUUGGAGGUUUUUGAGCAGAGGUUUGGGGGCCAUCUGUCAUGGAUGCUUUAGUUGAAAUUCCUGCAUUGCAGCGGGUUGGACUAGAGGACCCUUGGAUCCUUUCCAAGUCUAUGAUUCUCCGAUCCUGUGAUUCUAAUAUCUGUGCCCCUGCAUUGGGCUGCACCUGACAGUCCUCACUAACUUCAGUCCAUUGAUUUAUUGGAAAAGCUUCCCUGCUCCUGGUCUGUAUCGACCAGUAACAUCUCUCUCAGGUUUCCAGACUCCUCCUUAGCUGUACCUGGGAAUUCCAGGGCCUGAGCCUUUUAUCUUCUUCUGAAUUCUGCUCACAUGUUCUCCCAUAUAACCUUUCCCCUAUAAUCCUUUUUAUUUUCAAGAAUGAAACAGCCCUGUUCUCCACCCGCUCACAUGAGAUUGUCCUGAUGUUUCUCUAAGGGUUGAGUGGGAUUCCUCCGCAAGGUGCGAGCUCCGUGGACAUAGUGUGGGGCUCCUGCCGUUGCGUUUGAGACAGGAUGCGUGCCGCCGCCACUUCUGACCAACCAUAUUUCCUGCAUGGGGGGUUUGGGGGAUACCCUUCUCAUUCUACGUUUCAGGGCAAUGUGCAUGAAGCCAUGCGAGCUAUAAAAAAAGAGAGAGGAGCAAACUCUCACCUUGGCCUGUUCAGCUGAGCUGACUCAGCACGGCACUGGGCUGGCUGCCAGCUCUCUCCGCUGCCUCAUCGGAUGGGAGGCAGCCGCGGGAAGUGAAGGCAGGGAGUUUGCAAAAAAGGCUGGCCUCUUCCUUGGAGAAUCUGUAGAGGUCCAGGGCUUACGAUACGAUAAUCUUUAUUGUCAUUGUCCCAUACAGAACAACAAAAUUGAAAAAAUCUACAUAAGACAUUCAAAAACCAACAAGCCUGCUAUCCCAGCCUGGUUAGCCCCCUAAAAACACUGAUACCCCAUAAUUAAAUACAAUAUACUACCAUAGAGACUACCUUACACUGUGUUUAAAACCAAAAUUGCAUUUGGAUAGAAACUGUUUCUCAGGCGGCUAGUCCUAGUCUUUAUAAACCUGGACCUUCUUCCAGAAGGCAGAAGCUGAAGAGAUCAUUUCCGGGGUGUGCACUAUCCUGCGCUGUCUCUGCAGCUUUCUUAUGGCACUGUCUGGAAGCAUAGAUUUGAUCCAAGGUGGGAAGAGUGCACCCAAUUAUUCUCUCCGCAGUCUGGAGAGCAUUGUUUUUUCCCUGACCGUGAGCUCCCAAACCACACACACAGACCUAAGUUAAUACACUCUCAACAGUACAAUGGUAAAAUGCCAUCAACAGGUCCUUUGAGAGAUUGUUUUUCCAGAGGAUUCUCAGAGUCCACAAAGGCCCACACCCAGCAAAUAGAUGCAGCAAAUCACGGAGAGCUUUUGGGGAAGGAUAAAGGGAGGAGGGCUGGGCAAUACAGUAUAUGGAUACAUUGUCCAAAACCACUUUGAAGCCCAUAUCCUGAUAUCUGUUUCAUAGUUUUUGACCUGACAAUAUAUUACGAUGUGUGUAUGUGUGUGCUAUGCAAAAAUCACAAUGUGGGGAAAACUGUGAAGCCAGCAGAUGUCUCUCUAUAGCUCCAUGCAGUGCUUUUUGCUGGGGGUACGCAGGGGUACAUUUUGUGAAUCUAAGUUUGGUCUCAUUGAGGGGCAUUAUUUCAACAUUGUUUAGCUGGAACCCAGAGACUGGGCCCCCUCUCCAAGUGCCUCCUGGUGGUUCCCUCCCUGCGAUUAAGUGAAGCCACAGGGAGCCAGGCAGAGGGCCUUCUCCAUAGUGGCUCCCGCCCUGUGGGAACGCCCUCCCAUCAAAUGUCAAGGAGAUAAAGAAAUGUCUAACUUUCCAAAGACAUAUGAAGGCAGCCCUGUAUCAGGAAGUUUUUAAUGGUUAAUGUUUUGUUGUUUUUAAUAUUUGGUUGGGUGCCAUCAGAGUGGCUGAGGCAACCCAGUUGGAUGGACGGCAUAUUAUUAUUAUUAUUAUUAUUAUUAUUAUUAUUAUUCCUCUGGCAACACCCGUUGCUGGCAGCACCGUGACCAGACAGUGGGUUUCCCCAAACCCUGGUCCUCAGGCCAUGGAAGUAUUUCUUUAUAUAGAUGGUGCGAUAGCUCAGCUGGUUGGAGUGUGGUGCUGAUAAUGCCAAGGUUGCCGGUUUGAUCCCCGAAGGGACAGCAGCCUAUUCCUGCAUUGCUGGGGGUGGGACUAGAUGAUCCUCAGGGUCCCUUCCAACUCUGCAAUUCUAUGAUUCUAUGAUUUUGUGCUCCAUGUUGGAAUUUCACCCAUGUCGGGAUGUGUCUGCCCCCCUCCUCUUCUACCGUGGCACCCAAUCAGAGGCCUUCUCAGGCCAAGGGCAGGGAUGAAAUUCAGAGAAGAGGGGAGGAAGGGGCAGAGGCACACAGGAGGGCAAGAGCAGGGAUCUGGUGAGGCAAAGGCGCAAUUCACCAAACCUGAAGAAGAGGCAGAUUUUCGAGGUUGCAGAAAAGAUGGCCCUGAGGGAGAUUUGCAGAUUGGAGGUUGCAGGAGAGGGAUGAAGGGAAUGAAUGCACAAGAUCUGUUCAGCCCACUGAUGGUUUCCACCUUCUCUCGCUUUCCCUCUUCCUAGCAGCCCCCCCCAUUGCAAAGCCUCCCAUUGGAUGGGUGAGGUGGUCAGCAGAGACCAAUCAGAAUCUCCUUCCUCCCCUCACGCCCCCUUUAGACACAGCAGGGAGGGGUAGUUUGGAAAUUGCGGGGGGGUGGAGAGAGGAGGAGUACUAUUUUAAUAACUCAUGUGGUCAGGGAUGCUGCUGGGCACCUGCUUAAAAGUUGGAAGGAGAGAGAGAGAGAGAGAGAGAGAGAGAGAGAGAGAGGUGUUGGCAACAGGAGCCCAGCAACCCCCUUUCAGUGUUUUGGCAGGGAAGAGGAGAUCAGGUCAUACUGGAUGUGCAAAAAGCCUUCCUUUCUUCCCUCAAGGGGGGGUUUACUGGGGUCUUAAAAAAAAAUAGAAUGAAAAAGCAUUUCCCACGAGACCAGAAUAAUCUGUGGAACUAGCAGCCGCUCAGUCCGAUUGCUCUAAAAGUGGAUUUGGUAAAUUCUUAGAGGAGGAUAGACUAUUAGCCACGGCAGCUGGAUGCGUCCUCUGUAUGCAGAAGUCAGUCUGCCACUCAUAGACUCAUAGAAUUGUAGAGUUGGAAGGGACCAUGAGGGUCAUCUAGUCCUAGCCGCUGUGAUGCAGGAAUCUUUUGCUCAACGUGGAAUGCAAGUUGCUGGGGAAGGUGGCAAAUUCAUGUUGGGUGAAGCUAUCACAAUGGCUCUGCCCUGCCUAUUCAGAAGUAAUGCUUCUGUUCUGAGUAUCAGUGGCUGGAAACCGCAGGAGGGGAGGGGAAAAGCAUUGCUCUUGUGCACAGGAUCCUGCCUGCAGGUUCCCCACCACUGGACCAGUGGUGAUCCUGCAAGGAUGUUCUUAGUCCCCUAGAGAUUGCUUUGCAUCCCUUUUCAGAGAAGCCAGCAGAAUUUAAAGCAUUAAUCCAUUGCAGGCUGUGACCCCAGGGUCCAAAAAGGCCUGCCCACUCCCAAUGGAUUCUCUUGCCCUACCCAGAGUUUGAUUCAUGGAACUUUAGAGUUGGAAGGGACCCUGAGGGUCAUCUAGUCCAACCCUCUGCAAUGCAGGAACCUUUUUGCCCCAGGUGGAACUCAAACCCCCAACCCUGAGAUUAAGAAUCUCUUGCUCUGCCAACUGAGCUAUCCAGUUCAUCGGAGGAAGGCCAGGAUACGAAACCAAGGCAUGCAGAUGGGGCUUGGGUGUGGAGAGAGAUUUGGCCUGGCAGCUGCUGAUGUCUGGGGGAAGGCAGCCAGGAGAGAGGCAGAGUUAAUGAAUGGGGGGGGGGGGAGUGUGGACAGGAAGAGAUGCAGUUACACACAUGGCUGGAUGGCAGAGGUUGCUGUAGUCCUUUCUCUACCUCCUCCACUCUUUCAUCUCUUCCUUUUUUUACCCAUUCCUGUUUUUAAAAUAGUCGCUUUGAAAAACCUGAGGGAACCAGGGCAAGGGAAAAUUUGCCUGUGGAGUAGCUGUGCAGUGGAUUUCUCUCUGCAAAUGGCAUUUAUUUCCAUGUGGCAGGGUGGAAAUUUCUCAGCCCCCCCCCCCCACAUACACACACACACACACACAGAGAGAGACCAGCAAAGUCAGGCAUUGUCAGCAUCUACUGCUGUGAAGCCUCUGAGCUCAGAGAAGAAAACGGGGAGAAGGAGAGGCGGCUGGCCUGACCUGAGAGCGUUCGGAGGCUAUUUUUAAACAGGCUUGAAAGUUACCGUGGAAAAGGGAAGGCUGGGUGCAUUGCCAUAGAAGCAUAAAAUUGUAGCGUUGGAUGGGCUCCCGAGGGCCAUCUAGUCCAACCCACUGCAUUGCAGAAAUCUUUUGCUCAAUGUGGGGCUCAAACCCACGGCCGUGAGAUUAGGAGUCUCCACUGGUUAGAGCAUGUUGCUGAUGUUAAUGCGAAGGCUGCAGGUUCAAUCCCCGUAGGGAACAGCUGCAUUGCAAGGGUGGGCUAGAUGAUCCUCAGUGUCCCUUCCAACUCUACAAUUCUAUGAUUCUGUCCCAGCUUUGCACUGGAGCGCUUCCCCAGGAGCAAGGUUGUGAGAAGACCCCUGUGGCAGGAUCAGGCCAGUGGCCCGUCUAGCCCAAUGUCCUGUUCUCAAAGUGGCCAACCAGUUGCCCCCAUGGGAAGCCUGCAAAGAGGACCUGGGUGCAACAGCAUCAACUCUGGGUUUACUUUUUAUUGGGGGGGUAAGCAACCUGCACCCCCAAAACCAUAUGCCACCCCUUUCGUGUAUGUGACAAGGAAGAGACGUGCAAGGGACAGCAGAAGGAGGGUGUGCCAGAAACCCAUGCACAGCAUACAUUUAUCCCCUCAAAAAGGAAUCAUGGGAACUGUAGUUUUCUAAAGGUGCUGGGAGCUAAGGUGCCAUGGGGGCAUGUGCUACAGCUCCCGGAAUUCUCAGGUUGGGAUGAAAACAUGCUUUGAAUGUGUGGUGUGUACACAGCCAGGCAGAGAAAGGUGACCCUGUGGCCCUUGGCUCCAUCCACUCUGGCCAGGUGGCCCCCAGCAGCAAAAGCUUCACCGCUGUGGCCCUGCAUGCUCCGACCAGUUCCCCCUUUGCGCUGUGAUGCCUCCUCUCUCCCUGAGGCUGGUUUUAUCAGCAUGUCCCCCCUCCCAUUCCCAUCUCCUCACUGUCCUUUGUCCUGCUCCUUUUAUAUCUAAAAAGAGAUCCAUUCAUUUCUCUUUGCUAUGCUCCCAGCAUCCUUGCGCGCUCUCUCUCUCUCUUUGCAAACAAUCAAGCGCCAAUCUUGCACGCUUCAAGAGUCCCGAGGAGCCGGCAUGCGGAGGAGAAUGCUCUCUCGCAUGCAGGCACGCGUGCGCACGCCCCUCUGCCCCAGGACACGCACACCCGCUCACAUGCGGAGACGCUCCUUUCUCCCCGCCAGGCCCUGCUGGUGGCCGGCUGGUUUCUAAGUGCCUCUUCAAAGCCCUCCGCAGCCGUGCGUGAAGCGCUCUCCCCUUGCCUCCAGGCAACCAGAGGCUGCUGGCAUGCUCCGAAGAACGUCCUGGGCUGAGCAUGUCGAGACUGCAAAGCUGCAGUCCCAGCGGCUGCUUCGCGUGACGUCCACCUGCUUAACUGGUCCUGCUCUGUCCUCUGUCAAGGGCUGCUUUGGAGGCAGACAUCCUUAACUACAAACCUCAAAAUAUGGGAUCGCCUCGAAACUGGUGCCAAAGCUUUGCAGUUGUUUGCAGCGAAAACCCCACGUUUGUGGGGUCCUGCAAAACAUGGGGGUUUUGCUGCAAAAUGACUGCAAAACUUUGGCACCAGAUUCAACAGGAUCCCAGAUUUUGGAGUUCGUAGUUAAUGAAGCUUUGGAGGCAGAUCAGAGGGAGUGCGACCGCUGAGUCGGGGGGGGGGGGGCGCUGCAACUGUGACAUAGUAGGCAUGCAGAACGGGAGGUUGGGGCACGAGGAAUUUUGGACUUGCCGAAAUUUGAAAGUCCAAAGUCUGCUCCUGGUCACUUUCAGAUUGUUGCUCUUUUGCAGGGUAAUAUGUUGAUUGAAUAUUGACAAAUUCAGAUGGUAUAAUAAUAAUGAUGAUGAUAAUGAUAAUGAUAAUGAUAAUAAUAAUAAUAAUAAUAAUAAUAAUUGUUAUUGCUAUUGUUAUUGUUGUUGUUGCUGCUGCUGUUGUUAUUAUUAUCCAAGCCACUUUCGGUGGCUUCCAAGAUCUAUGAAAACAUAAUAAAGCAUAAAGUACAGUGGUACCUCUGGUUACAAACUUAAUUCGUUCCAGAGGUCCGUUCUUAACCUGAAACCAUUUUUAACCUGAGGUCCCACUUUAACUAAUGGGGCCUCCCGCUACCGCUGCUGCGCAAUUUCUGUUCUCAUCCUGAGGUAAAGUUCUUAACCCGAGGUACUAUUUCUGGGUUAGCGGAGUCUGUAACCCGAAGUGUUUGUAACCCGAGGUACCACUGUAUAAGGCAUCUACCUAUAUUCCUAUAUUUUACAUUGCAACUGUCAUGGGGGGGAGAUGGGGCGUCCAUUUUUAAUUGCGAGAGCAUGGCAGCCAAUUGGGGUUCCAUGCUCUCAUGUGAUUUUGGGAUAUGAUCCUGAAAAAAAGUUUUCCCAGGUCUGCAAUCUCACACAGAUUCUGUGCUUAACAAUAUGGGAGGUGCAGGCCAGUCCUACAUCAGUGUUUGCAUAUCCAGUCUGAACAUUUGUGGGAAAAAAGCAGACCCCCCACCCCCAGUGUCCCUAUUUUCCAGGGACAGCCUCGGAUUUACAGAAGCCGUCCUGGUUUCUGAUUGGAUCCUGGAAUCAGGGGUGAAUGAAGGCUAACCGACAGCUGGGGCGGGGCAAACCGCCGGCUUCGCAUGUGUUGCACCACUAUGUACGACACAUGUGUGGCGUCGCUACAUAGGGCGCAUGCAUGCAACACCGCACAUGUGUUAUACGUAGCGGUUUGCUGCUGGCGCUGCUCGAACGCCGUAGGGACGGUGGUGGGAUACUCUGCUUUUGCGGCUGCAGCCACAAACGGAGGAUCCUCCACAUGUGGCACCCAUCGCAACGUCACACCCAGGGGCGGCGGGGCAAGCUCCCACAGGGUGCCUUCUUGUCACCCCUCCAGACAUGGCACCUGGGGCCCAUCGCCCCCCCCGCCCCCCUUGCAACACCGCUGCCUGGAAUGUCCCACUUUUUGUUAGGAUUUCCCUGUUCUCAUCAGAGAAAUGUUGGAGUGUCAUGCAACCCUCCAGUCAAGGAGAUAAGUAACUAUACAACCUUUAGAAAACAUCUGAAGGCAGCCGUGCAUAGGGAAGUUUUUAAAUGUGUAAUGUUUUAUUAUGUGCUCUACAGAGCCAGUGUGGUGUAGUGGUUAAGAGUGUUAGUCUUGUAAUCUGGGAAACCGGGUUCGCGUCUCCGCUCCUCCACAUGCAGCUGCUGGGUGACCUUGGGCCAGUCACACUUCUUUGAAGUCUCUCAGCCCCACUCACCUCACAGAGUGUUUGUUGUGGGCGAGGAAGGGAAAGGAGAAUGUUAGCCGCUUUGAGACUCCUUAAAGGGAGUGAAAGGCGGGAUAUCAAAUCCAAACUCUUCUUCUUCUCUUCUUCUUCUACGUUGGGCUACCUUUGAAGGUGACCCGGAAACUACAACGAAUCUAGAAUGUGGCAGCUAGACUGAUGACUGGGAGCUGCUGCCAUGACCAUAUAACACCGAUCCUAAAGGAUCUACGUUGGCCCCCAGUACAUUUCUGAGUGCAAUUCAAAGUGUUGAUGCUGGCCUUUAAAGCCCUCAACGGCCUUGGCCCAGUAUACCUAAAGGUGCGUCUCCAUCCCCAUCGUUCUGCCCGGACACUGAGAUCCAGCGCCGAGGGCCUUCUGGCGGUUCCCUCCCUGAGAGAAGUGAGGUUACACGGCAGAGGGCCUUCUCGGUGGUGGCGCCUGCCCUGUGGAACGCCCUCCCACCAGAUGUCAAAGAGAAAAACAACUACCAGACUUUUAGAAGAUAUCUGAAGGCAGCCCUGUUUAGGGAAGCUUUUAAUAUUUGAUGAAUUAUUGUAUUUUAAUAUUUUGCUGGAAGCUGCCCAGAUGGACAGGGUAUAAAUAAUAAUAAUACAGUGGUACCUCUUGAUGCGAAGGGGAUCCAUUCUGGAGCCCCGUUCGCAUCCUGAGCAGAACGCAACCCACGUCUGCGCGUGCCGUUAUUCACGGUUUCUGCGUGUGACGUCAUUUUGAGCGUCUGCUUUCGCGAGUGGCGAAACCCGGAAGUAACCCGUUCCAUUGCUUCUGGGUCGCUGCAGAAUGCAACCUGAAAACGCUCAGCCUGAAGCGUAUUUAACCCAAGGUAUGACUCUAUUAUGUUUCUGUAUACAGUAUGUUGUAAGCCGCUCAGUGGCUGGGGUAACCCAGUCAGAUGGGCAGGAUAUAACACUACUACUACUACUACUACUACUACUACUACUACCACCUCUAAAUAGGAUGUCCCUAUUUUCAUCAGAGAAAUGUUGCAGGAUAUGGAGGAAGCCUUUUGUGCAUUAGAUCUCGAACCCCCAACCACCCUGGCUUCCUUCCUUUGGCCUUGUUUUGAUUCCCAGAUGGGGUUGCCAACUGACCAGACUACGCUGCUCCUCUUUGCCUUCCCCUCCUUUUUUGAAGAGCAGCCUGGCAUAAAGAAAUCAGCAAAGGGAGAUCGUUUCUGGCAGCGGAGCAAGAGCCAUUGUCUGCAGCCUGAACGGCUGGUUGGAAGCAUCUGUAAGCAAGCCAAAGAACGAAAGAGAGAAAAAGGCAGCCUGCAGACUGAUGGUGGGCGGGGGACAUGGCUUGCUGGAAUGUGCGCCUGUCAUGGAAGUCAGUGUGGGAGUCACACAGUCGGCAGAUCAGUCCCUGCCGCUUGGGACCUCCAAACCCUGCCUCCAGGGGUGUGGUGCGCCAGGAGAGGGUGGCAAGUGUGGCGGGAAGAUCCCAGGAUGAUCAGAGAAACAUCUAAGCAUUUCAGGGUAGUAUAGUUUAGUAUCAAAAUACAUUUUUAUUUAUUUGCAGAAUGUGGGUCAGAAUCUUUUCAAAAUAAGAGAGCAUCUAGCGAUACUGAGAACAAAAAUGAAAGAUCAGAAAACAGCAAGGCUGUUCGUGUUGAUGAGGAAAUGAGUUUGUCUCAAAUUAGACUCACUAUAUUAUUAUUAUUAUUAUUAUUAUUACUGCUGCUGCUACUACUACUACUAAAUACCAGCCUUCAUCAAAAGAUCUCAGUGUGGUUCACAGAAGAAAAUACAAGAUAAAACACAAGAAAAUAAUUGAACCAAAACAGCAAGACCAUAAUAACCCCCUUCCCACAGAAGGAUAUUAAUCACCCAAAGGCCUGGUUGAAGAGGAACGUUUUUGCCUGGUGCCUAAAAAUAUAGAAUGAAGGUGCCAGAGGCGAACCUCUCUGGGGAGAGCUUUCCACAACCAGGGAGCCACUACCCAGAGAUUACCCAACAGAAGCAAGCUCAUGCCUCCGAGUUUGUAUACCUACUUUUUAUAUAUAUUCUUUAUUGAAAAUCGAAAAGUACAUAAUUACAAGCGCGGGUGGCACUGUGGGUUAAACCACAGAGCCUAGCACUUGCCGAUCGGAAGGUCGGCGGUUUGAAUCCCCGCGACGGGGUGAGCUCUCGUUGCUCGGUCCCUGCUCCUGCCAACCUAGCAGCUCGAAAGCACAUCAAAGUGCAAGUAGAUAAAUAGGUACCGCUGCGGCGGGAAGGUAAACGGCGCUUCCGUGCGCUGCUCUGGUUCGCCAGAAGCGGCUUAGUCCUGCUGGCCACAGGACCCGGAAGCUGUACGCCGGCUCCCUCGGCCAGUAAAGCGAGAUGAGCACCGCAACCCCAGAGUCGGCCACGCCUGGACCUAAUGGUCAGGGGUCCCUUUACCUUUACCUUUACAAGCACACAGAGUAAAAUAAUAUACAAAGAAGAAGAAGAAAUACCAUCCAUAUAUAUAUAUAUAUAAUAGUUUUUAUUGGAAGAUUUUCAUGGAUCGCAAAGGUGCAUCUAUCAUCUCUGUUUUCAGUUCUAGAGCCCUGCCCACAGGUCAGUUACAUUUGUUGUGCGACGCUGCUGUCAUAUGCAUUGUGAGGUUGUGAGGAAAUGAUUUGUGCCCUUUUGUAGCUGCCUUGUUUAAUACCUUCUGGGUGUCCUGUGAUCAUAUUAUAAAGUAGUAGCGUUUGUGUUAUAAACCAAGCACUGCUAGGAAUGGUUUCUUUUUGUUUUUCAAGAUGCUUCUUGUCAACAGCAACAAAAAUCAGUGUGGGGCAAGCAAAUUUUUAUUCUCAAAGUGUGGCCCAGAGAAACAAGUUUGAGAACCCACUGGCAUAAGUGGUGCAAUUUUGGACCACAAGCCUGGGAGCUGUCUCAAAGCAAAGACCAGGUUAUGACAAUAAAUCGUGCGAUUUCUCUGGACAGAUGCAUCUCCUGCAUCAAGGGCCGGGCUAGGGAGUUAUGAGGGUGAUUUAAGAAUAGCUGCUGAAAUUCAGAGCCCACACUCCUCAGAUAGAUUGGUCCUGCUCAGUGAGGUAUUGUGAAGAAGAGCAAAGGGAACCAUCCCAGCUGUGUAUGUGUGUGUUUCCUUCUCGGUAAAUAUUUCUUCAUUCUGUUUUAUAAUAUAUUUAAAGCCAGAGAGAGCAGUUAGAACGGCAGGUGAAAAUUAAAAGAUGACAAACGAAACUUUGAAAGAGGCCCGGAGAAUGAGUGGGCUAAAAUAAAAGCAUAGGAGGAUCAUAGAAUCAUAGAGUUGGAAGAGACCACAAGGGCCAUCGAGUCCAACCCCCUGCCAAGCAGGAAACACCAUCAGAGCACUCCUGACAUAUGGUUGUCAAGCCUCUGCUUAACGACCUCCAAAGAAGGAGACUCCACCACACUCCUUGGCAGCAAAUUCCACUGUCCAACAGCUCUUACGGUCAGGAAGUUCUGCUAGAUCGGGCCAGCAGCCCAGCUAGUACAGCAUCUUCUUCUUGCAGUGGCCAAAUUGUUGCCUGUGGGAAACCGGCAAUCAGGAUUGGAACACAAGCCCUCCCCCUCCUGUGACUCCCAGCGACUGGUAUUCAAAAGCCUCUGACUGUGGAGGCAGAGCAAAGCCAUCUUGGCCAGUGGCCACCAAUAGCUGUCUCCUCCUCCAUGGAUUUGUGUUCUCCUCUUCUGAAGCCAUCUCCUGUGGGAGGGAGUUCCACAGUUAACUAUGUGCUGUGUGGAGAAGGACUUUGACCUGUUCAGAAUCUCCCUUAGAUGUCCACAAGUUCUCAUGUUCGGAGGGAGAAAAACUUUCCUCUGUCCACUUUCUCCAUGUCAUGCAUAAUUUCAUUAACUCCUACUCGGCGUUUCUGUAAACUAAAUUCACAAAGUCCAACUAAAAGAUUCCAGCGUUAUCAAGUCUAGUUCCAGAUGUGCCAGGCUUGUGACUAGGGUUGUCUUGAAAACAAUGGUUCCAUUGUACAGUCAUACCUUGUGUUGCAUCCGCUUCAUGUUGUGUCUUUUCGCGUUACAUCCCGCGGAAGUACCGGAACGGGUUACUUCCAGGUUUUGCUGCUCAUGCAUGUGCAGAAGCGCCAAAUCGCGCCGUGCGCCUGCGCAGACGCAGUGCUUCGAGUUGCAGGCCUCCAGAACGGAUCCCGUCCGUAACACGAGGUACCACUGUAUCAUCUUGGGUUGGUUUGUUUUUAAUCCGUGGUUCUCUGCUCCUCUGAUUCCCGAAUGUGCUUUGCUGUGGUAGGCUGCAAGGGACCAGGUCUGCUGCCCACACCAAGCCUCUCAGCAGACUUUCAACUACUGUUGUUUUCUAUUGUAUUUUUAUGUUGUGAACAGCCCUGAGAUCUGCGGGUGAAGGGCUGCAUGCAAAUUCAAUUAAGAACCAUCAUCAUCAUUAUCAUCCACUAUUUUUUUAAAAAAUACAUGCAGCAAAGGAAGCAGAGAUGCAACAUUUGUUUGUGUCUUUAACUCUUGAUGCAUUCGCCUCUCUAGGUGUCAGGAAAUCUAAAUCUCCCUGAGACAUGGGAGCCCAGUAUAUAGGGAUUGCAAAGAUUGAUUCUCUCUCUGUCUGUCUCUCCCUCCUUCCCGCUUCUGCCUAAGUGGCCCAAAAUCAUUACAGAUUAACAGCUCAGAAAACCUCUGGCCGGCUCUUGCUCAGCAAUAUUGCUUUCUGCCUCGGUCUCUUUCUCUCCUGUGUUUUGUGUGUCAAUUAACAGCCGUCAUUUUCCAUCGCUAGGAAAUGAAUCGCCCGCCAGACCCCAGCCAAACUGGGAAUUUCGCCCAGGGACAGAAAGGACUACCCUGAUGGUUGAUGACCGUUCUCAGACCCCUCUCCCAACCCCCACUUGUCACCUAACCAUCUGCGUUGGUCAGAAUUAACCAAUGUCAACAAUUAGGUAACAGCCUUGCCUUAAUCUCCGCGCUCUGCUCCCCCGUGUCUCUGUGUUAACAUUCGAACUAACAAAGGCCAAGACUUUGAAAUCCCUCUUUUGAUUUUGAGCUGCCAUGAAUCGAUCGUUGCUUGGUGGGGAGUGGGGGGGCUUCAGUUUCCAGGGAAUGGGUAUAGCUGAAUCAUUAGAGCUGGGGAGAUCAACCCUCCGAUUUCUAUCUCCCUUUAGCCUUUGAUUCAGAAGAAUGAGGACUAGAAACUUAGCUUUGUUUUUAGGGAAAGGGACCAAAGGUGAGUGACAAGAAGGGAGCUGGUUUAAUUUCUCUAGGAACGGAGAGUUCCCAAGCUGUCUGGGAGCAACCAAGAAGCCACCGUCCUGCAGAGAGGGUGGUGGUACCAAGAGAGGACCCUCUGCCCUGAGAUCUCAGAGCCCAGGCAGGUUCAUUGCAGGGAAUAAGGUCUCUCAGAUAUAGCCUGGCACUAAGCAGGAGAGCACACGAGGUGGGCUGGGGGGGAGCAAUUGCUGGCUGCCAAUCUCAGCCGCUGCUCAGCACCCCCUUCUGCUCAUGCCCUCCUUUGCAGGGAGCAGCCGAUCUUCAGCACUAGGGCACACAUCUUCCAGAUCGACCCGGCCACCAAGAGGAACUGGAUCCCCACCAGCAAGCACGCGCUGACUGUCUCCUACUUCUACGAUGCCACACGCAACGUCUACCGAAUCAUCAGUGUGGGAGGCACCAAGGUGAGAGAGGCGGCGAGAGCAGGAGAAAACAAACCCCAUUAUAGGCAUGCAUCUUGGAAAAGCUUUUUUUUAUUUUUUAAAGAGAUGAUCUAUAGAAACAGAGCACAGCCAUCAUGGCUAGUAACCUUUGAUAGCCCUCUCCUCCACGCAAUCCUCUUUCGAAGCCAAGUUGUUGGCCGUCACUGUGGCAGGGAGUUCCUCUGUCCAACUCUGCGUUGCACGAAGAAGUGUUUUCUUUCCUCUGCCCUGAAUCUCCCGUCCCUCAGCUUCCUUGGGUGUCUGCAAAUUCUAGUGUUCUGAGAAAGGGAGGAAAGCUUUGCUCUUGCCACUUUCUCGUGACCUGAGGCCGAAGGAGACCCUUAAAACGCUUGCCUUUCUCUGCUCCCCAAAGGCCAUCAUCAACAGCACCAUCACCCCCAACAUGACGUUCACCAAGACCUCACAGAAAUUCGGCCAGUGGGCCGACAGCAGGGCAAACACCGUCUAUGGCCUGGGAUUUGCCUCUGAGCAGCACCUCUCCCAGGUAAGAACUCAGGGGCAGGACAAGGAAAGGAAGGAACGGGGUUUAUUUUUUUAUUAAACACAGUGCAAAGCGAUGCACUACCCUAAUCUCUGAGCAGUGAGAAACUCCAGGGGGUUCCAAUUGCUCGACCAGGGCUCAGUGUCGGAAGGAAGCGCGGCGGAGACUGCGGUGUCCUGCAGAUGAGUACAACCUGAGCAUUGUAAGGGGGGCUCACAGCAUUCGCACCCCAAGAGAUCUUCCUUAGUCACAGCUUUGGAUCCAGCACAGAGCAAGCAGGUCUCUGUGUCUCCAGCUUCCAGCUAGCUCUCUCACAACUCUCUGGCUCUUGUUCUCCUAACUAGCAGCUUUGGAAACUUUGGGGAAAUCUAAUAAAAAAUUUAAAUUAUAAAAAAGGAGUUAAAGGGUGCUGUUCAGCUAGCAAGGUAGAAGAGGGCAGGGCCUCUUUUUUGAUCCAUUUUACAAAUAUCCAAGAUGGCGGCCAAACCACUCAGUUUUCUUUUCCCUGCUUAGUUUGCAGAGAAGUUUCAGGAGGUGAAGGAAGCGGCUCGCCUGGCAAGGGAGAAGUCACAGGAUAAGACGGAGCUGACCAGCCCAGCCCUCAGUUUGACGUCCCAGCAGGUAAGCAGGCCAGGUGUCCUGUUCCUCCCAAACUCUGCAGCGGGGGAUGGGCCAGUUCACCAGGAAUUGAACCGACUCUUUGGGAUGUAGACCAGGCAGGGGGAACCUCUGAAAACGAGGCCCAGCAGAGUCCUAAUUUGGCCCAUGAAAUUGUUUUGAGCCUGCCCACCUCUCCCAUACCUGACACCAGGUGUGGGGCAGGUGAAGAAACAGGAGAAUUGCAGUACCCCCCCAGCUGCUCCUUGGCAGCUCCUCCUGGGUAAAAGGGACAGGCAGGUGGAUCUGGGGGGUGGAGGACGCCAUGUUCCUAGGUCUGGGCACAGAUGGAUCAGCAGAACGUGCGGAGGAGGGAGUGUGAACAGUCCCUUGGCCUGGAGAAGGAGGAGGAGGAGAGAAGGGAAGCUUCACAUUGAGCAGGGAGCGUUUGUUAAAAAUAAAGCCACCAUUUUAAUACUUAGCAAUGCUUCUGAAGUGCUAAGCGACAGUUCUAGUUGAAUUCUUUUUUUUUUUUAAAUCAUAUUUAUUAAAGUUUCCAAAAAUAUAAAAGUACAAAGAAAAGAGACAAAAGAAAGAAAAUAUUUAAAAACCUUACUUUCAUUCCCUACUUUCUGGAACUCCCCCCCUCCCCCCCCCCCAAUUGUAUUCCCCUUUCCUUAAUUUGGUUCUACAAGCUCUCACUCCCAAAUUUAAAGCUUAAUUUGUUUGACCCACUAUCCAAAUUGAAUUGUACAAAUCUUACCACCGUCCCACAUCAUUAACAGAAAAGAAAAAGAUUUUCCCGAGAUCCACCCCAGUUCCUUCCACAAAUUCCCUUUUUUAAACACGUCCGAUCAAAGUAAAAUAACAUGCGUAAGUUAUGUAAAGAAAUAGAAAAUAAGAGAUAUAGAAAAGUUCAAAAAAUGGUUACACAGCCUUUGGAUUUCAAAUCUCCCCCCUUCCCGGUUUGAAUUCCCCAUAUCCAUCAGUCUAUACAUUAUCAGCUUGGAAGUCUCAUUUCAUGACCAGAUUUCUCCCCGAUUCCAUCUUGCCGGUUUUCUUCUAGUUUAUUAAUUUAAAUAAUAUUUGACUUCAAAUGUCCAAUCUAACAAAGGCCUUUAAUUUCCUUGAUCUUUACCACUCCUCCCGUUGUUCUUUCCGUGUCGUAAUCAGUCCUUUAUUCUUCUUGUUCCUCACUUUCUCAGGUUUCUUGUCCUGUUCAGCUGCUAAAACUUUCUAAUUCAGAAAUCUAGUGUCUCUGCAGAGGUUUGUUAUUCAGGAACAAAAACUUACGUCCAGUCCCUUUCUUUCUUCAAUAAAAAUUUCCAUUGUCUUCCUCUGUAGACAAAAUACUCUUGCAGUUUUGCAGCGUGCCCAGAAGAUCACGAUUCCGGUGCGAAUCCCAGGGUCUGUUUCGACUGACGACCGUUCUUGUAGUAUCCUGAAACCCCUCUAGGGGAUUGUAAUAACUUUGUAUCCUCUAAUCCAAAAGUCAAAUUGUUGCUUAUUUUCCAACAGUUUAUAUCCAUAUUAUAGCAAAUUGUAGCAAAAUUUACCAGCAAGAUCCUCAUAAAGUCCUCUUUAUAUUCUCCAGCUUUGACAGCCACUUUGACAGCUGUCAAAGUCUCCGUCUCUCUUCACCAGGCUCCACGAAUCGCCCCGGUUCCCGGGGGGGGGUUGCAUUUUCUUCUCACCCUCCACUCUUCUCCUCCAGCACAUUUCUUAUAAUUUCCCAUCGUGAAAUUAAUGAUUUUUAUCAGAGACAUACUUCCCUUUGGACCUUGGUUACCCAGUCCUUGUUUUGGAAUGCUUACAAUAGGGGGAUUGACUUCCUUUUAAAUCGCCCCGCUCGUGCCAAAUCCAAAAUUUUGAACCCGGUUUCCCAAUUACUCACGGGUUGUUGUUAAUAGUCCAAAUUUUCAGUAGAAGAAGUCAGCGCUCUCCGUCGAAUGGCAUGCGGCUGCGCUCGGCAGGGAAAGCAGUGGACUCAAAGCACCACGCCACUCCCGGCACCCGAUCCGAAGCCUUUAAAAAGGCUCCUUCACGAGUCGGGAGGGCGCUAAUGGUGCAAGCCGAGUCACCCAUGUCCACGGACUCCGUGCCCGUGGUUUUUAAGGGUCCCCGCGUCGCCGGCGCGGUAGGACCCAGCCCCUGCCGAGCAGACUCCCUCCGGAGCUCGGAGGGAGUCCGCCAUUCGGCGAUGGCGCUAACCCGGAAGUCCCUGAAUUCUGAGCAUCCAGUGGCAUGGAGUUCCAAAGGAGGACGAACAUAAAAAAGUUUAUGGUGAGGAAGAGAGGGGGUUCUUCUAGGUUUGGAUAGCAAGAGAUAGCACCUGGGAUUUUUGGAAGGUUUGGGAUUUCCCAGUGUGGCACGGGGCUUGACCCCUCGGAGGGUGUGUCUGUCCAUGCAUGAGAGCCCACCUUCCUGGAAUGCGACAGGGCUCUGCUUCACCUGCCCCCUCCCCAUGCUCUCCUGCCCCACAGAUCCUCCCCAGCCCCAUCAUCAGUUCCAAUGGACCUGGAGACGACAAGCUCUUCCGCAGCCAGAGCGCCGACAUGGAGAUGACGACGGAGAGGGAGCGGAUCAAGAAGAUGCUCUCCGAAGGGUGAGGAGGGCGACGGAGGUGGCUUGGGGAAGGGGCACCCGAACGGUGGCUGUUUUAUUCCUGUUCAAGUCUCACUUACUCCCCAGCAGCUGGGAUAGCUCAGUUGGCAAAGCGCAAGACUCUCAGGGUCGUGGGUUUGAGCUGCAUCUUGGGCAGAAUAUUCCUGCCUUGCAGGGGGUUGGACUAGAUGGCCCUCGGGGUCCCUUCCAACUCUGUGGCCCUUGGCAUCUGUCUCCUUCCCAGCUCUGUCUGUGAAGUCCAGUGGGAGGCAGAGUUCUUCACGCUGCAAGACAACAACAACAAGCUGGUGGCCGCAUUGAACGAGGCCAAUGCCAACGUGGAGCAGUGGAAGAAGCAGCUGGCGGCCUACCAGGAGGAGACGGAGACCCUGCGGCAACGGGUGAGGGGGCGACCUUUGGGGGGGGCCUUUGGUGUGGGAGCCUGGCUGGGGGCUGACCGAGAUGGCCACCGCCAUCUUUGCAGCGCACUUCACCGCUGUCCUGAUCUCAGGGCGCCAUGACAUUCUGCUCCAGGUGAUGGUCUUGGUGGUACAAGGGAAGUUUCAAGACGAGAGUUUUGCUAAUCUUUCAUUAUUCCGUUUCUUAUAUUUCAAAUCCUGCCUGUGGCGACUUCAUAUAUGGGGGAUAAUUGGAUAGGUAAUCCACCUGUGGUCUCCAUUCUUCCUUAGACACUUCGUCAUUAUGUCCUCUUAAUUUGGCAGUCAGCUUUGCCCUUUCAGCAGUCCAUCCAUUUCAUAAGCCAUUCCUGGCUGUUAACCAGAAGGUUUGUGGCUCUGGUUUGUGGCGAUGGCUCUGGGCAGGAUUCCUGCAUUUCAAGGGGUUGGACUAGAUGACUCUUGGGUUCCCUUCCAACUCUACAGUUCUAUGACACCAAUAGGCACUGAUUCUAUGGGAGUAAGAGAGGCUGUGGUUUUGCUGUGAAUAGUAGUAGUAGUAAUGAUAAUAAUGAUGAUAAUAAUAAUAAUAAUAAUAAUAAUAAUAAUAAUAAUAAUUUUAUUAUUUAUACCCCACCCAAGUGGCUGGGUUGCCCCAGCCACUCUGGGUGGCUUCCAACAGAUAUAAAAAUAUCAUAUAACAUCAAACAUUAAAAAGCUUCCCGAUACACGGCUGCUUUCAGAUGUCUUCUAAAUGUUGUAUAGUUUUUUAUCUCCUUGAUAUCUGAUGGGAGGGUGUUCCACAGGGCGGGUGCCACCACUGAGAAGGCCCUCUGCCUGCUUUCCUGUAUCCUCACUUCUCGCAGGGAGGGAACCACCAGAAGGCACUCGGAGAUGGACUUCUGUGUCUGGGCUGAACAAUGGAGGUGGAGAUGCUCCUUCAGGUCUACAGGGCCGAGGCCAUUUAGGGCUUUAAAGGUCAGCACCAACACUUUGAAUUGUGCUUGGAAACAUAACUGGGAGCCAGUGUAGAUCCUUUAGGACCAGUGCUAUAUGGCCUUCAGGGCGGAAGCCUCUAGACUUUGACCAUGCAGCCUCUGUGGGCCCAGGAGACGCUGGCUGCACAGGGGUGGUAGGAUAAGUACCUCUCUAAUCCCUCACCCCCCCCAAAAAAAGACAGCCUCCUCUGAGGUCAGGUGGUUCUGCAGCAUCUCUGCAUCUAGGGCGAUUGGGUGCUAACAAUGACCCCUGGAACAGGGACAGGACAGAACUGCCCACUGCCCAGCAGAGGCUGAUGGAAGGGAGGUGCGCAAGCCCUGAUCAGCAACUCAGUCUCUUCACAAAGUAGUUUUGGAGGGUCUUCAAGAGACUCUCUCUUGUUUUAUUUGUUGACAAUAUGGGGCUGAAAGAUCAUGAUGGGGCAGUUUGUAUUUCCUCUUCUAGUUUGAGGUUGACUUCUGUGGGAUAACUCAGUUCUCAGAGCAUGGGACUCUUAAUCUCAGGAUUGUCGGUUCGAGCCCCAUGUUGGGCAAAAUACUCUUGCAUUGCAGGGGGUAGGACUAGAUGACCCUCGUGGUCCCUUCCAAUUCUGCCAUUCUAUGAUUCUACUGGCGCAUGGUCUGUGAUCUUAAUGUUGCAGAUAUGUGUUGUUUGACCAACCGGAUCACGCCCGGGGUGCAAAGGGUGCUCUCUAGCCUCCCCUCGUGCCGUGGCGGCCGGACUGGAAUGUGUUGUUGGUGCCGCCUGGGUUCUCUCUCCCCAUAUAUAUCAUAUAGGGCUUUUAACAUUUUUAGCAGCCCGCAGGAGACUUUAGUUUGGGCAGCUCCCUCUUUGAGCAACCCAUCCGAUCGCUCUGCACAUAGAGCUCUGGCAGAAUCCGCCCCCAUUUCCCAGCAGAAGCUGACUCUUUGGGGAUAGGUCCCCGCAGAGGAUAGUUUAAUCAGGAUACGCCCCAGACACUCAGAGCUUGGGGGAAUCGGCACCAGAUCCGCCGUUCAUCUCUGGGGAAGUAUUUCCAUGUGGCAGGAGGGAGGGAGGCAUGCGUGUAAUUCCUCUCCCAGAGGUCGUUGUGCACGUCCCUGGCUUCAUUGCAUGACGAAAGACGCUCCUUGCUUGCUAAUAUUAGCUCCCGCCCAAGGUCGUCAGGUUGGGGGGGGGGAAACGGCUGGGGAGGGAGAGAGAGAGGGAGAGAGAGCGCAGCCACCUCUUGUCAAGCCCCCCCCACCCCGGCCACUUCAGUCUCUGCAGACAAAGGAGAGGUCACUGCCCCACCCUGACUGGUACUAGGACCAUGCCCUCUGUCUCUUUCUCUCAAUCUCCCACCUCUCUGUUUGGCCAUUAUCAGUGCAUGCAUAGCUCCAUGGGUUAGAGCAUGGUGUUGAUAACACCAAAGCUGCAGGCUGGAUUCCCAUGUGGGACGGCAGCACAUUCCUGCCUUGCAGGGGGUUGGACAAGAAUCAGAGGUUCCCAUACUUAUUUGGCCUACUGCCCCCUUUUCAGGAAAAAAACAACAAAACUCAGUGCCCCCCUGGAAAGCUGCCUUCUUUAAGCAAACAAGCAGAAAGAUGCAGCGACAAAUUUGCGUUCUUUUAUGUCCCCAUAUUUCUGCCUAUGCCCUACGACAUAGUGAAGAAAGAUGAUGUUGUAAAUAUGACACCUUGAAGCUUGAAAUUAUAAAAUUAUUUAUUAAAAUCAGCCAUUCGCAUUACAUACAGAAAAUUAAGAUAGUGAAGGAUAAUAUUAAAAAUAAUCCUAAUGAGAAAGAUGAACCUGGUGCGUUGCUAUCAAUUUAUUAAUUUUUAUUCACCCCCCCCCCCAGUUGCACCUGAGGCUGCUACUGCCCCCGCCCCGCCCCCCGAUUGUUCCAGCACCCCACAGUAUCGCCCACUUUGGGAAACACUGGACCAGAUUAUCCUCAGGGUUCCUUCCAAUUCUCUGGGAAACCCUUUAGAGCGGAUUCAGUGAGCGCAUGAUUUGAAUAUCUCAUCCUACAGGAACUGGGGAAUCUGAGCCAGGCCACUUGUCCAUCUAGCGCAGUACUACCUGCACUGACUGGCAGCUGCUCUCCAGGGUUCCAGACUCAGGAGCCUCUUCCAGCCCCACCUGGAGAUGCCAGGGGGGGAUUGAACCUUCUGCAGGCAAAGCAGAUGUCCUGCCACAGAACUUUGGCACGGUUCGUUGAAAUAAACCAAGGAUCUAGCCCUCAAGCUUCUGGUUAAGGGGCUAAUUGAACUAGGAGCCUUGUGCUGUCAGACCCAGUGACCCCACCCCCCCAGCUCAUUGCGCUCUGCAUUCGUGGCAGCAUCUCUGCCCGGUCUUAGACAGGGGGCCUUCCCUGCCCCACCUGGAGAUGAUGGGAACUGAACUCAGGACCUUAUUUGUGGGAAGCAUGGGCUCUGCAGCCCCUCCUCAUUUCUGGGGAGGAGGAAGGGAAUUUGUUCCCCACCCCUCUUUUUGCCUCUGAUACACACACAAACACACACACACAUUCCUUCUCCCUCUUUUGAAAUGUUAACCAUAAAAAACUGAAUUUUGUUAGGGCUGCCAUAUGGCUGGAUUUUCCCAGGCAUUACUGGGAUUUCAAAGGUGGAAUUGACAUCCGAGGGGAAUUUCCAAAAGUUUGCGCUUUGUCCUGGAUCUUAGGCAAAUCAAUCAAAAAAUCGUGCGGGGUUUUUGUGUGUGUGUUUUCGUAAAAAACAACUCAACAACUUUUGGGGUGUUCUGGUUUUUACUUUUUGAAAUAUGACAACCCCAGUUUCGCCCGCAAGCACCUCGAACAGUGAAAAGUGAGCUGUCAGCGUUUUAAAUAAAUCAACUUAAAUGGAGACACUGGAGCUGAAAUUCCUUUGCUGUUGGGGAGGGAAGUGGUGGAUUCUGACGGCAAUUCUCUGCAAGGCGGCUUCGCUUUCAGGAAAUAUAAAGGUGAUCUCUCCUGCGUUAGUCAUACUCUGAGCAGACUCAGUCGCCUGAAUGACUCCAGCCCAUCAAUUCCAGUACAUCGGUUGUAACGCCACUCUUGGAUUGAUGUGUGUUUUUUAAAUUUCACUUCAGUAUUUGGCGGGGGGUGGGGGGAGUUAACAUUUCCAGUGGAUCUUAUUGUGUUUAUUAUUUGUUUUUUGAAUGCUGGAGGUUUUGGGAGUCGUGUUUCGAAACCCGGAAGCCUUUUGCAAAUCUAAAAACACAACCGUGAUAUGGAAUGGAAACAAAUUUGUGAGAAACAAAUUCGGGAAAGCCCAAACGCCCCUUGAAAAACAACAGGUCACACUAAAAGCCCUGCUCUGAGUUACUGCGGGGGGGGGGGGGCACGCCUAACAUUUUGGGGCCUUGAAAGAGCAACCUUCAUGCAGAACACAGCGACCCACGGGGUAUGUGGAAUGUCAGAAGCAUCCUGUUCUCACAGUGGCCGGCCAACUGCCCCACAGGGAAGCCCCCAAACAGGACAUGAACCCCCAAACAGAACCCCAUGAACCGAAAAGUCAGAAUCAUGGUCUUUUCUUCUGAUCCUGCAAUAUCGCCCUUGCCUCCUUCAGCUUGUCUCCAUAGCCAGGAGGGCUAGAAUCUUCCUUUCCUCAGACGUCUGAGGUUCCAGAUUUGUCCCUGGGAUCUCGCUCUCUCCCCAGCCUCGUCCCGCCAGACUCCCCCCCCCCCCGCCUUUUCAAAGCAGCAGCUGCAGGCUUGAAGAAUGCACUUCUAAAAAUGUAACCCUCCGUCUUGAUGAAUAAUUGACAUUCCCUCUCUCUCCAGCCGACCCCGUUCUGCAGGCAGCGGCAUUCGGAAGAGAGGCGGUGCCUGGCUACCUCUCUGAUGAGGGGGGGGGGUUGCAACAGUGACUAGGGCUGCUGGCACAGCUUCCAACGACACAGGCCUGAGGAUCCGGCCCUGUUGCUGGACGCUUUUGCAUCAGCUGGCCUGGCUUUGCGAGGAAGGGCAGGAGGAGGAGGAGGAGGAGGAGGGAGGACACGCGAGGUCGCCUCCUUUGUGCUGGGAGAAAGGGCGCAUCGAAGCAUGGCUUCCGUCUCAGGAACAUGGGCAGCUGUCUUGGACCCAGGCCAGCGGCCCCAUCUAGCUCAGUAUUGCUGCUCCAAUGCGCACACUCUCCUGAUCGGCAAAAGGCCUUGUCUUUCGGAAGACGGCUUUGCUUGCCCCCCACAAAUUGGCUAUAAUUGAUCAAAGGCGAUUGAUGCCUGCCAGACAUGAUGGCUGUGCUCUGCCUGGUAAUCUUUGGGGAUAUGGCGGUGGUCUGAGCGAGGCUGGAAUUUAGCACCCAUAAAUGGAUCUUCUCGAUUAUGGGUCUUCUCAGUUGUGCGCCAUUCACCUGCAGCAAUGACUUUUUGGAAUAUGAUAUAUAAUGAAAUCAAUAAACAAAUUACGGUGGUGCCUUGCAAGACGAAUGCCUCGCAAGAUGAAAAACGCGCAAGAUGAAAGAGUUUUCCGUUUUUUGAGUCGUUCCGCAAGACGAAUUUCCCUAUGGGCUUGCUUCGCAAGACGAAACGUCUUGCGAGUUCUUGCGAGUUUGUUUCCUUUUUCUUUAAGCUGCUAAGCCGUUAAUAGCCGCUAAGCCGCUAAUAGCCGCUAAGCCGCUAAUAGCCGUGCUUCGCAAGACGAAAAAAACGCAAGACGAAGAGACUCGCGGAACGUUUCGUCUUGCGAGGCACUACUGUAAAGUGAUUUUUCCAAGAGGCCAGAAUCCUUCCUCCUGGGGAUCCUAGACAGCAAAAUCCCAAGGAAGCCUCAGCUCCAGGGACAACGAUUCUCUGUGCGCAGAAAAGGAAGGUGGAGAGAAACCCCUGAAAGGAAGAAUAGCGGAUGAAAAUAUUGGAAUAUGCAGAGAUGGCAAAAUUGACAGCACUGAUAAAAGAUACAAAUUUAGAACCAUUUAAAGAAGAUGGGAAACUUUUUCUAGUCUAUCCAAAAGUUAUUUGCCAUAUGCAAAGACCCCUGUGGGGUUUGAAGUAUAAAAAAACCCAGCAGAACAUAUUAGGACACAUGUUAGAGAGGAUGAAAUUAGAUAAGAUGGAAACUUAAAAUGCAAUUUAUGUAAUUUGAGUUAUAAACAUUGAUGUUGGGUGAGUGGGAAGUCACUAGUUUGGUUGAAUUGGAAUAUAAUUGUUGAGUAACAAAUGUAACUUUCUAUAUCGAAAAAAGAAUAAAAUAUUAUUACAGAAGGGGGGGAAACCACCAAACACCCCCAACAGCGACAAGUUUUACAAUUUACGGUGGGGCUGGUGAACUUCUGACCUUCUGGAUGUUGCUGAACUACAUCUCCCAGCAUGCUCAGCUGUCAUGGCUGAUGGGAGUUGUAGUCCAAUCACACCCAGAGGGCCAAAGGUGCUUACCCUGCUUAUGCCUUACAGACAAUCACCCUACUAGUCCGUCAAAGAAGUUUUUGCCUAGCCCAAAAAAGGAUGUUGGGGAAGGCAUAACUGCUGAAAGUGUAAACAGGCAGAUGGAUCUUUUCUCCACCAUUUGUGAGGAAGUGAGGGCUUUGCGGGAAAUGAUGUAUAAUGAGAUAAAAAAGCUGUUUAAAGUGAUUAAACACCCCCCCACCCCACCGGAAGCCUUUUUCUUAGGAAUUAUAGGGACAGAAGUUAAAAAAAAAAGAUGAUUAGGUUCUUUAUGUAUGUAACACCAGCAGCUAGGAUUCUCUCUGCACAAAAAUGGAAGGAGGCAGAACUUCCCACCAAAGAAGAAUGAAUAAGUAAGGUGACGAACUACGUGGAAUUGGUAACGCUGACAGCCAAAGUAAGAGACUCCGACAGUGACAGUUUUCUUGGAAGAAUGGACGUCCUUUUCAGACUAUUUAGGGAAAUAGUAUAGUUUGGUGAACUCGCGAGCUGGAUUAGAAAUAUGAGCAACGGAAGGAAUUUGAGAGAACAGCGUUGAUGAGUUAUUGGUAUAAGACAUUGAAGGCAUUGUGCAGUGGGGGGAAAGUAAAACACCACGGAAAAUGGGCCGGGAAGUCUGGAAAAGACCAACUUAUUAUGUAUUGAAGUAUGUAUGUUAAACUUUUGAAAAGUGAAUAGAAAUUAUUAUUUUUAAAAAAGAUGUCAGGGAAGGUGCCAGGAGGGCCUGGCAGAAUACUGUAUGGAGAAGAGGUGGAGCCCCGUGUGUGGGGCACCCCCUAAGCCAGGCUCCUGCCCUCGGGUGCGAUGGAGGGCUCUGCGGCAUCCGGCUCCCCAGCCCUGCUGGCGCCAGGUCUUGGGGAGCUGGGGUGCUGUCUCCCUUUGUCUCUUCUGCCCCUCAACCUGUCCGUUCUCUCAUCCUCUUCCUCAGGUGGCCGAGCUGGAAGCCCAGAGAGGCCAUGAGUCCUCAGGGGAGGCCAGGGAGGAGUCCAGCCCAGCCCUGGAAGAACUGGAGCAGUUGGUGAAAGCCAGGGACGAGGUGAGGGGCCGCUGUCGCCCUCCUGGUGGCUCACAGGCAAAGCUUGCGAUAUCAGACGGUGGUUUUCUGCCGUGGCUUUUCCCAUAAAUUUUCAUCAACACAAAGAAGCCUUGCUGUAUUCAGAUCUUUCAUAUUUGUUCUUGGUACCUUACUCUCUCUCUUUUUUAACAUAAUUUUUAUUGAGUUUUCCAUAUUUCAUUACAUUUUCAUUACAUAAAUCCAUAACUUGCUCAAACAAAGCAUCGACCUCCUUCCCUUCCUCUUUCUGACUUCCAAACAUCUUUUACAAAUUCUUCGCAUUUCUAUAGCCACUUUUUUACCUUAUAUCUUGUUUUGACAUUCACCUCCUUAUAUGUAAAUCAGCUCCUUAUUUUCACAUUACGAAACAUUUCAACUCAAGCCUACAAACGUUUUCAAAUGUUUACAUUUUUCUUUCAUAUAAAAUAUAAAUUUGCUCCAGUCCUUUUGAAACAGUUCGUCACACCGAUUCCGGAUCUUGGUACCUUACUCUCAUUUUGAAAAGAUAUCUUCCCACAUUCUGCACAUAAAAAUAAACAAAUUUUGAUGCUAUGCUAUAUUACACAGAAAUGUUUAAAUGCUUCUUAGCUGUCCUGGAAUCUUCCUGCCACACCAGGGUGGUGACAUGCCUUAUGUUGCCUCAUGGUCUUAUUGUUGGAUGAGACAUCAGGACAGUCUCUCAAAUCCCUUUUGCACACUCCCUCUUGACUGGGCACAGGGCUGCCCCGUUGCCCUAACAGACCAACACCCCCCUCUCUUUCACCCCCCCCGUGACAGAUUAGCUGGAGUUCCCCCAUCCCUCCUGGCCCUGCCAGCCCUGCUCCCUCCUCCAUCGCUCUCCUUUCCACACCAGCAGCUGCCAGGAGCCCACACUCCACCUCUGCUCUUGCUGGGGCGCCAAUUAAAUUAACAGUUUAAAGCAGAGGUUUAAUUACAGGGCAGGCGCCUGCUCUAGACGCAGAUCCGCCUUUCUGAGAAUGCUGCGCAAGGCAGAAACUCGUGCGCUGGUGAGAGGAGGCUCUGUGCUCUCUACUCCAUGCCCCCCCCCACAACUCAUAGCUCUAAGAAUUAGCAUUCCUGUAGAGCAGGGAGUGGGCUAAGCUGCAGCCUCUCAGGAUCGGGGGGGGGGGGGCUUUGUUGCAGUUUGCUAGGUGCCUGAGGUGUCCCCGGGCAGUGCUGUGGUUCAGCCCUGUGGACGUAAAUGAAGGAGCGAGAGUUCCUCUGAGCAUGUGCUGAGCCCUGGGAUUUGAGACUAGAUUAAUAUUUUAUUAGAAGAAUUUGAUUUAUAAAAAACAGAGAGUGAGAAAAAAAGAAUGAAAAAAGUGAACGACAAAGAAAAAACACUGUUACAUUAAGAUACAUUAAUAUACAGAUGUGUAUAUUCUUAUUAUGCCAAUACAUCAAACUCAUGAGUAGGCAUCGGGGAGAAAUUGAGGUUGUCCGUCAAAUAAAGGGGGGAGUUCCUGUACCUCUUUUUCUAGGAAAAAAAAAAGCACUGGCGUCAAGUAUUCCUAAAAUGGCAUGGUCAAAAUAACACACAAUGGGGGUUGUAUUAGGGGAAAUAGGUUAUUGCAUGCAGAAAUGCGACUAUCCAGAGGGGCAGGUGCAUUGAUUGCCUCUGUGCUCCUGGCAUCAGCCCUCUGAGUUGGCUCUUUGCUGCCUGGGGCGGUUGGAAGUUGUAGUCUAAACCACCCAGAGGGCGCCAGGUUGGCGAUUGGGCUUGUUUAGCCUCUCAGCCAUUGCAUUCUGCAAGGGGGUGGAAAGUUGGUCAGAAUGUAUCCCUUUUCAUUUUAAUACAGUCAUACCUCGGGUUACAAAGGCUUCAGGUUGCGUUUUUUCGGGUUACGGACUGCCGAAACCCGGAAGUACCGGAAUGGGUUACUUCCGGGUUUCAGCGGUUGUGCACGCACAGAAGCACUAAAUCGCGCUUUGCGCAGAAGCGCCGAAUCGCAACCCGCAAGUGCUCAGACGCGCCGCUGCGGGUUGCAAACGUGCAUCCUGCAUGGAUCACGUUCGCAACCCGAGUGUCCACUGUAGUUUUGAAAGCUGCAACCAAACCACGUUUUGCAAAACAAAUAAUGGGGUUGGUGGGAGGGCUGUCUGACCAAGGCUGUGGACACAUAUCCUCCAACAUCUCCCCGAUGAAAAGAAGGAUGUCCUAUUCAACAACAACACCCUGCCCAUGUGACUUGGUUGCACCAGCCACUCUAGGCAGCUUCCAACAUAUAUAAAAGCACAAGAAAACAUGAAACAUUAAAAACAACUUCCCUAUCCAGGGCUGCCUUUGGAUGUCUCCUAAAGGUGUAUACUUCCUUAUCUCCUUGGCUUGGGGGUUGCAUCACAGUCCAGUGUUUCUCCACCGAAAAGAGGGACGUUCUAAGGAAAAGCAGGAUGUUCCAGUAUCAAAUCAGAAACUGGGACAGCUUUUGUAAAUCUGGGACUGUCCCUGGAAAAUAGGGACACUGGGAGGGCCUCCAAACAUAUCACAUGUAAAGCUUGUGACUCCCCUUGCCCAGAGAAUCCUGGGAACUGUAGUUUGCUAAUGGUGCUUGGGGUGUAGCUUUGUUAGCAGCAAACUACAGUUCCAAGGAUGUGGGGGGAGCCGUGCUCUUUAAAGGUAUAGUUCUCUUUUUUGUUUCGUAGAAUCGUAGCAUUGCAGACUAGGAAGGGCCAAAAGGAACGUUCUUCCAUUCCUGUUUGUGUGUUUUUUUAAACGACCAGGAACUACGGCAGCUAAAGGGGCAGAAAGGAGGAAGCUGGGAGACGGAUGAAGAGUGUGAGGACACCCGCCAGAAGGUGCAGGUAAUGGGGGCAGGAGGGGGGAUUAGGGGCAGCUGCAAUGGGGACUCGGCCAAAUCCCCCUGAGCAGAAGACCAAGUUUUCCCCAACACCAUUUGCUCCCGAUUAAAAACAUUAUUAUUUGUACCCCACCUUUCUGACUGGGUUGCCCCAGCUACUCUGGGUGGCUUCCAAGACACAUCAAAACAUAAUGAAACAUCAAAACAUUAAAAACUUCCCUGAAGAGGGCUGCCUUCAGAUGUCUUCUAAAGCUUGUAUAGUUCUUUAUCUCCUUGACAUCUGAUGGGAGGGCGUUCCACAGGGCAGGCACCACCACCAAGAAGGCCCUCUGCCUGGUUCCCUGUAACCUCACUUCUCGCAGUGGGGGAAUUGCCAGAAGGCCUUCGGAGCUGGACCUGUGUCUGGGCUGGUAUAGAGGGCCAAGGCUGUUUAGGGCUUUGAAGGUCAGCACCAACACUUUGAAUUGUGCUUGGAAAGGUAAAGGGACCCCUGAUUGUUAAGUCCAGUCGCAGACGACUCUGGGGUUGCGGCGCUCAUCUCACUUUACUGGCCGAGGGAGCCAGCAUUUGUCCGCAGACAGCUUCCAGGUCAUGUGGCCAGCAUGACUAAGCCACUUCUGGCGAACCAAAGCAGUGCACGGAAAUGCUGUUUACCUUCCCGCCGGAGCGGUACCUAUUUAUCUACUUGCACUUUGAUGUGCUUUCAAACUGCUAGGUGGGCAGGAGCAGGGACCGAGCAAUGGGAGCUCACCCCGCCGCGGGGAUUCGAACCGCCGACCUUCUGAUAGGCAAUCCCUAGGCUCAGUGGUUUAGACCACAGCGCCACCUGCGUCCCUAGCUUGGAAAAGUACUGGGAGCCAAUGUAGGUCUUUCAGGACCGCUGUUAUGUGGUCUCGGCAGCUGCUCCCAGCCACCAGUCUAGCUGCCACAUUCUGGAUAAGUUGUAGUUUCUGAGUCACCUUCAAAGGAAGCCCCACGGAGAGCGCAUUGCAGUAGUCCAAGCGGGAGAUAACUAGAGCAUGCACCACUCUGGCAAGACAGUCUGCAGGCAGAUAGGGUCUCAGCCUGCGUACCAGAUGGAGCUGGUAGACAGCUGCCCUGGACACAGAAUUGACCUGUGCCUCCAUGGUCCAAAAUCACCCCCAGGCUGCGGACCUGGUGUUUCACACUGACCCCAUUCAGGACCACCCCCGCCCACCCCCUGUCACCCUGAAAUAGCACUUCUGUCUUGUCAGGAUUCAGCCUCAAUCCAUUUCAGCCAUCCAUCUUCCAACCACCUCCAGGCACUCACACAAGACCCCCUGCAAAAGAAACAUGGAUUGAACAUUUCUGGGGAACUGAGAGAUGGUCUGUGUGCAACCCAGGUGCUCUUCCCUGGGGGGCGAUGGUCCUGGGGCAGCCAGCAGGAGGGUCCCUCAUGACCACAGGGACCCUGAGGUCAGUCUCCUCUCCCCCUUUUUCUCGCCAGGACUUGGAGAGGCGCAACACAGACUUGGAGCGGCGCCUUCGCCUGGCUGAGCAGUCUCUGUCGGAGACGCUUUCUGAGCGGGAGAAGAUGUACCACGAAGUGGCCAAGGUGGCGGAAAUCAUGGACAUGAAGAUCUUCGAGCUGAGCGAGCUGCGGCAGGACUUGGCCAAGCUGGUGGAGAGCAACUGAGCCUGGCCGGAGGUGGGGAGGUGGGGAGGCUGCCCCGAUGGUUCUCCUCCUGGCGGAAGCGGACAGGCGACGUGGCUCUGAAGUGGGUAGCUGGUGGGGCACAUUUUUGGUCCUCCAGAAAUGCUCCUCCAAGAGGAUGCUGGACAUCAUAGAAUCGUAGAGUUGGAAGGGAGCCUGAGGAUCAUCUAGUCCCAACCCCCUGCAAUGCAGGAAUAUGCAUCUGUCCCAUAAGGGGAUCGAACCUGCAGCCCUGGUGUUCUCAGCACCAGGCUCUCACCAGCUGAGCUAUCCUGGCUGACACCUUCAGGCUUCUUUUUCCUGGCCUUAGUUCCCUUUCGGAUGCUUCCAUUUCUACAGACCCAGUUAUCCUUUUUCUAGCCAAGUUAGUAUGGUGGUUCCCCCCUCCCUUCCCUGAUCCAGUAGGUUUUUGAUAGAGAACUCUUCUCCUCCCCCCCCCCCCCGCCAGCCUUACCAGAACCAGCGGCUGAUUCAAAAACCUUUCUUGUAAUCCUCCUGGCUGAGUCUUUUUAACAAGCUUGCUUUUUAUAGAUUAUCAGAGACUUCCCCCUCAACCCCCCCCCCAGAGGGAACCUUGACUCUCUUCCUGGAAGUAAAUGGGGCUAUUUUCUUCUCUCCGCCCCCCCACUCUCCUCCCAACAACACCCUCCUUCCAUUGUACGUUUGGUUUUCUUUUCAAAGCGAGCAGUGACUUUGUCUUAGUGGGGUAAUGCGAAUGUGGGAAUGAAUACUCAGCUUGGGAAAGCUGGCAGGGGAAACUGGGGUGUGUGCGGGGGGGGAGUGGGGGGUGCUAAUGUCAGAGGGGAAAAGGCUAUUUCCAGGGGGCCGGUGGGAGAGGGGCAGCAAGCCAAGCCAGCUGCCAAUCUGGCAGGUUGCCCAGUUCUGCAAAUAUUGCGCGAAACCAAGAACCUGACCCUCUCCUGGUUUGAGAAGGAAGUGCAGCUUGCUCAAGAAGUCUUAUUCCAAGAAGUCAGGCAGGGGUGUGACCCACUGGCAGGAACGUAGGUCCUCGCCUGCUUUGCUAGCCCAAAGGUGAUGGGACCUCUGGCCCAUGAACCGAGAAUAUUAUUAUUAUUAUUAUUUGCAGUGCUUUUCUUCUAGAAAAAAAGGGGCCGGUACUCACUAUGAAGUUCUUACACUAAGUGCCACAUUUUAAACCAGUGCUUUUCUGCUAAGAAAACAAGUCCCGGUACUGCGUACCCAGGAGUACCCCAUGGCGGGGGGAAGAGCACUGAUUAUUGGUUAAAUUUGUAUGCCGCCCUAUAUACCCGCAGGUUUCAGGGCGGCUCACAAGAUAAAAACACAAAAUGCAUUUUAAAAACCCAGUAGUCCCUGCUCCCCAACACAUUUUAAAAGGGUGUCAAUCAGCCAAGGACCUGGUUGAAGAUGAAUGUUUUCACCUGGCACCUAAAGGUGUAUAAUGAAGGCGCCAGGCAAACCUCCUUGCGGAGAGCAUCCCACAAACAGGGAGCCACUGCAGAAAAGGCCCUCUUCUUGUGUUGCCACCCUCCGGACCUCUUGAGGAGGCACAGGGAGAGAGGCCUCAGAGAAUGAUUGCAGGGUCUGGUACGUUCAUAUGGUCCACAGGGCUACAAUGUGGUUCCCCAACCUGUGCCCACCUGCUGCACACCUGACAAUGGCAGUGCCAGCCCGCUCCAUUGCAAUUUUCAAUUUGCAUGUCUCCGUUAGGUUUGAACCACACCCAGACUUCAGAGGUGCUUGCCGUACCUGCCAAUCCAGUUACCGCAAGCGCUUUUGAAGGCGCUCUCUCUGCACCAGUCAGCUGAUGGGUUGUCCUGGUGUCCACUGGGAAAUGGAUCUACAAAAGAGGAUAAUGUUUGAGCAGUUUGCCUCGCAUUUGAGCUGCGGCUGGAAGGAAGGAACAAAUCAGCCAAAGCCCUCUCUUUCUGCCGGGCCCUUCCUUGCCAUUGGGCAGAGUGAGGUGGCAGCCACAGGCUGAGCUGCCCUUGCCUUGCACCUGCUAAGCUAGGGGGCUGCCCCAUUACCUGCACUCAAAGAGUCAACUGCGUGUCCAGUCAGGUUGAACACAUGGAAUUUGGAGGGAAGGGGGCUAAUCCUGGUCUAGCGCAUCCAAGACGUACAAAAUUAAUGUGCCCAGGGUUAGUCAAAGCUCAGCGCCAGUUUUGCUUCUCCUAUUUUAUUUUAGUGGUUAAAAAGGAGAGGAAAAGUUGGAACAAUGGCCUGGGAAUUUGCCAUGCAGCUGCCUGCACCAGGCAGACUGAUACACACACACCCUGUGAAAUUUGGCGAAUUUGAAAACUCCACUCUCAUUUAAGGUACUAGUCCUCCUGACUUUGAAGAACACAAGAAGAGACCAUGCUUCUGGGAGGCUCGGAUACAGGCCCUUGAGGCUUGCUUGUUUUCUCUGAGCAUCCAGGUACGCUGCCUCUAAGACUGGAAGCUCCAUUUGUCUUGCCAUACCUACUGUACAGCGACAGGGCUAUUUCCCACAAACCUGCGCUUUUCUUGAAGUUCUAAACCUCUCCCCCCCCCCCCGAAACAAAACGAAAACUUGGCCCUAAUUGGUUUUGCAAAUCUGAUUAUUUGUUGCAUGAAGACGAAAGCUUGGGCAGAUUUGGGGAAUGCCCAGUGGAAGCUCUAGAAACAGGUGAUGCUGAAGGGGAGGACAGGUGGGUGGGGGUUGAGCUGGAAUUAUUUAGAGUGGGGCUACAACCCCUCCGUAUUUAGCCAAAGCAGAUUAUUGUUGUGUCUCUCUAAGACUAAGUAGACAAGAGUUUUAGCCUGGUGACGAAUUCAGAAUGUCCCCGUGUCGCAGAAAGAAUGUAUUCAAGCAAACCUGUGGAUUGUAGGCUGUGUAUAAGUGACCUGAUGAUUGUCAGGUUUUACUGGAGGUGUUCAAUAAGACAAAGCAAUGGUGGAACUAUGACCCUGGGUGUUUCUCUCCCCUU
Messenger RNA from Podarcis lilfordi (Lilford's wall lizard), 39135 nucleotides. The record is from the annotation of a GenBank genome assembly. NCBI's taxonomy places the organism in Eukaryota, Metazoa, Chordata, Lepidosauria, Squamata, Lacertidae.